Lates calcarifer (barramundi perch) is the source of this 1935-nucleotide messenger RNA. RefSeq names its product biotinidase-like. NCBI's taxonomy places the organism in Eukaryota, Metazoa, Chordata, Actinopteri, Centropomidae. The record is from RefSeq and is a predicted model, not a curated record. Gene Ontology annotation, molecular function: hydrolase activity, acting on carbon-nitrogen (but not peptide) bonds, in linear amides.
CGACUAUGUGGAGUAUUAUUUAUACACUUAACACAACAGCAUUUCGUCGGGGGAGUGGGCUUUUUAAAAUCACCGUUAAACCAGAAAAUGACUCCGCUGAGUCAGCUUGGUUAACUGGACUUCUGAUCCCUAAGGCGCUGUGGUGUAACUAGUCCGUCUGGGAUUACACCGUUCAUGGCCCUCAGGGAAGAAACAAUGUUUUUGUCAGUUGUCGUCUUUGUCAGUUUUUCUGUAACGUCGGCCGUUGGUCACACUGAGCCUGCGGCGGACUCCUCGUACGUUGCCGCCGUGUACGAGCACCACUUAAUCCUGAACCCGGAGCCACAUGUCACCCUGUCCCGCGCCGCUGCCCUGCAACAUGUGCAGAAAAACUUGGAUAUCUACGAGGAGCAGGCCGCGCGGGCCGCCCGGCAGGGUGCCCAGAUCCUUGUGUUUCCCGAGGAUGGUCUUCAUGGUUUCAACUUCAGCCGAUCAUCCAUCUCUAGCUACCUAGAAACUAUUCCUGACCCCGAGCUGGAGAGCUGGAAUCCCUGCACAGAGCCUGGCAGAUACAACAACACUGAGGUUCUCCAGAGGUUGAGCUGUAUGGCACGCAGACACAAUCUCUACCUGGUGGCCAACAUGCCUGACCACCAGCCUUGCCCCCUGACGACCAGCCCUUCUUCCUCCUGUCCAUCUGAUGGACGCUGGCAGUUCAACACCAAUGUGGUUUUCAGGUCUGAUGGGCAGCUGGUGGCACGCUACCAUAAACAGAACCUGUACUUUGAGGAGGCCUUUGACACACCACCACAACCUGAGAUCAUCACAUUCGAUACACCUUUUGCUGGGAGGUUUGGCCUCCUCAUCUGCUUUGACAUCCUGUUCCACGAGCCCACAAUUUCCCUGGUGGAGAGGGGUGUACGUCAACUGAUCUAUCCCACAGCCUGGAUGAACCAACUCCCCCUUCUGGACACAAUCCAGUUCCAACGGGCAUUCAGCCUGGGUGCUAAUGUCACCCUGCUAGCGGCCAACAUUCGCAAUGACAAGCUAAUCAUGACAGGAAGUGGUAUCUACACUCCUUUUUCUGCUACCUAUCACCAUGCCCAGAUAGGAGAUCCAGAGGAAGGCAGGCUGCUGGUGGCCAGAGUACCAGUCUUAGACCCACUGUGGGUGGGGCAGAGCGUGGACGGAGAGGAGGGUUUAGUUAGGGAGGAGUCCACAUCCUCUAAGGAUACAGACUCUGGAUACUGUCACCAAGAGACCUGUUUUGACUCCUCUCAUCCUGAAACUGCUUCUACAGUCUCUCCCCUCUCUGUCACCUUUGUCUCAUCCAUGAUGUAUGACCCAUACACAUUUGUCCUCCUGAAUGAGACAGAGGGCAAACUUAAUGUGUGUUAUGGCACUUUUUGCUGUCACCUGCAGUACCGGCAGUUACCACAAGGGACUAGUAAAGAGCUCUAUGCAUUGGGAGCAUUUGCUGGAACUCACACGGUGAAUGGACGCUUCGCCCUGCAGGUGUGUGCAUUAGUGCGCUGCGCAGGGUCAGAGGCCAGUUCCUGUGGACAGGAAGUGGAAGAGGCUGAGACUAAAAUGGACUUCCUGUUGGAGGGGAAGUUUGGGACCAGAUACGUGUACCCAUCAGUUUUGGCUAGCCAUAUGGUCCUGGAGCAGCCAGAGCAUCUGGAGAAGACUGCUGAUGGCAGAAUGACCAUGAAGCAUUCAAACAUGACUGGUGGCCUGGUGACUGCCUGUCUGUACGGACGAAUGUAUCACUUAGGACCAAUGAAUGAACUGCUUUGAAAUAGAUGUGUGCGUCAGAAGACAGACAAUGAAAUACAUUUAAAAAUUAAUUGGAAAAAUAUGAACUGUAAUGACCAAGAUUAGGAAGGACAGUUCAGCUGUUACAGAUUUGUAUUCAGUCACAUACAAACUGCAAUAAAUCAAAAAAAGCAUCAA